Molecule: messenger RNA, 3840 nt
Organism: Plasmodium relictum
Lineage: Eukaryota; Apicomplexa; Aconoidasida; Haemosporida; Plasmodiidae
Product: RAP protein, putative
Exons: 1
Coding region: 1-3840 (1279 amino acids)
Source: RefSeq, a predicted model, not a curated record
AUGUUUAAAAAAAAAUAUAAUACAUUUAUAGAUAGUAUAAAUAUAAUUAUACAUAAUAAUAAGUUAUGUAAUAAUUUUUCUUCUGUUUUUCUGAAUGCAAAUAAAAAGAAACCAAUAAACAUUGAUAAUAUAAAUAAAAUAAAUAAGAAAAAUGGCUUAAAUUGUAAAAGAAAUGAACUCUUAGAAAAUGAGUAUAAAAAAAGUGAAGAAAAUAAAAAGAUAACAAAAUUGUGUGAACAAUUAAGUGACAAUUUAAGAAAAAAAGAAUAUAAUCUAUAUGAAAAUAAUUUAAUUUAUUCCUUAUCUAUUGCGGAAAAUGCUAUAGAAAUAUCUCAGUUGAUAAAUGUAAUUAGUAAAAAUAAAAUUAAUAACAAUAUAAAAUCUAUUUAUGUAAAAUUAAUUAAUAAAAGUUUAAAAAUUUUUGAUAAUAUUCCUAUUAGAAGUGUAAGUUUAAUUUUAAAUAGUAUGCUUAAGUUAAAUUAUUAUCACAAUGAUUUUAUUUUUUUAUUUUUUAAAAAUAUAAAGAAGAUGAUAACUGAAAGUAAUAGCGUUGAUAUAUGUAUUUUAUUUCAUUUUUACAUAAAUGUAUUGGAUCGAUUUUCAUAUUUAGAAAAUAAAAGUGAUGUAUUAUUAAAUUUAUUCUUGAAUAAAAUAUAUAAUGCCAUUUCUUCUUUUCAAAUACAUAGUAUAUCCUGUAUUUUAAGAUGUAAUAAAAAAUUAAUAAAAAGAAAAUGGAUUUUAUAUAAUAACGGUAAUAUAAACAGUGAAAUGAGUAAAAAAAAAACAUUAAAUGUUAUGAACGAAGAAAAGGAAAAAAAAACAGAUGAAAUAAGAAAAUAUGAUAAUGCAGAAUUAAUUGAAAAAAUAAAUGAAAUUUUAAAAAAUAAUUUUUAUCUAAAGAUAUCCUAUGCAAGUAUUCAGCAACUGUGUAAUAUAUUAGAAGAUUUAGAAUUUUUUAAUUUAAUUGAUGAUAAUUGUUACUAUGACGUUCUAAAUAUAUUAAAAAAUAAAAAUAAAUUAGAUAAUUUUAAAGAUAUAGACUAUUUAAAUAUAUUGAAUAUUAUAAAAAGUAGAAAUAUUAAAUAUAAUAAUUUAUUUCCGAUUACUCAUUUUUAUUUUUUAUUUGAUGAAAUAAAAAACAAAAAUUUUGAUGAGUUUUCUUGUGACGAUUUAGCUGAAUUAAUAAAAAUAUUGUAUUAUUUUAAAAAAUUUUAUCAUAUUAAUUUUUGUAUGAAUAAAUUAGAGAUCUCUUUAGAUAAAAGAAACUUGGAUGAUAUAUCUUCUGUUUCAACACUUAUAUAUCUGCUUUAUGAUUUUUCAUUAAUUAACAAAAGCAAUAAUAUUAUAAAUUCUUUAAAUGAAAAAUUAUUUUUAUGUAUAAUGAAUAAAAUUCAUGAAAAAAAAGAACUACAAAAAAAAAAAAAUGAAAUAAAAAAUGAUAUAAGUAGCAAAAAUUAUAAUAUAGAUAAUUUAUCUUUACCUAUAAGAGAAUCACUUCUAUUAGUUAAAUCUCUUGAUAUAUUAAUUGAUAAACGUAUAAUAAAUUCAAACUAUCUAAUUAAAAAAAAUUUCUUUUUAAUUAAUUGCAAAAAUGAUUUUCAAGUUUCUUAUUAUGAUAAAUAUAGUAAUUUUGUGUUGUAUAAAAUGUUGUUAUUAGGAAAAGUUAAGUAUAACAAUUUUUUUGUUUUUUUGAAUUUAUUAAAAAAUUCAUUAAUUUUAUCAUUAUAUUUUUGCAUUAAAGACAUUGUGUUAUUUUUGAAAGCGUUAUGUUUUUGUUCUUACUUUAUCAGUAAGGAUAAUUAUUUAAUUUUUGAAAAUACUUUAAAUUACUUGAGUUUUUUAAUAAUAUCACAAAGUAUGCUUUUGAAAAAAAAGUCUAGCUGUUAUAGUGAUGAAUUUAUGAAAAAAAUGAAUAAUACAAAUAAUUUUUUAAAUGAUGGAAAUUUAAAUGAUGAUAAUAAUUUAGAUCAUAUAUAUAAAAGAAUAGAAAAAAUAAUAGAAAAAAAUUAUAUAUAUAUAAAUGAAAUGAAAAAUGAUAGUUAUCAUAUUACAAAUAUUUCUGAUAAAAUGGAUUCAGGUUUAAAUGAAGUUAAGAAUAUUAUGAACAAUAUAGAUGAAGAUAAUAAUUUGAAUUUUAAAUAUACAAAAAUAAGUUCUAUUGACUGUUCAAAUAUAUUAUACUAUUUUCAGAAAUUAAAUUAUGUCAACUACGAUAUGAUUAAAAUACUGUUAAAAAAUAUUUAUAUUAACAUAAAUCAUUUAAAAAACAAUCAUAUACUUAAAAUUAUAAAUGGCCUUAGCAUAAUUAAAAAUGUUGAUACAAAAUUAAAUUCUUUUAAUUAUAUUAUUAAUAAAGUUAUAAUUAAAUUUAUAUCUUCACAUAAAGAGAAUGAUAAUUAUGUGUUAAAAAUAGAUGAAACAAUUAAAUUGCUUUAUUUAAUUAGUAAAUUGAAUAUAAUAAAUGAAUAUAAAAAUAAUUUAAUUAGAAAACAUAUUUUAAUAUAUUUAGAAAAUAUUUUAAAAAAUAAUAAAUUAAGUGUAAAAAACAUUCAAUUGCUAUUACAGACUUUUAAAAGUAUGUAUCCAUAUCGCUAUGCAAAUUUAAUAGAAUAUUCUUUGAAUCAAAUUGAUCAAGUAUUGGAUGGAAAACAUUUUAUUAAAAAUGAUAUUAGUAAUAAAAAUGAUGUAAAUGAAAUGAUUAGAAAAAGUAGUGAAAAUGUUAGUGAUACUUUUUCUAUAUCCUUUUUAAAAGUAUACUUUUCAUCAAUACCUAUUUUAAUAAAUCCAAUAACAAAUAUUUAUUCCAAUAUGAAUGAUUUAUAUCUAAACACUAGUGAAAAAUUAUUUGAACAAUUAUGUGAAUAUGCAAAAUCAAAUGAAAAAUUGAAAAAGGAUAUAAUUCCAUUUGUCAUAGAUUUUAUGAAUUUAUCAUUUUCUUAUAGUAAUUAUGUUCAUAAAUACAUAGAUUUUAUAAUUUACAUUUUUGAGAAAAAUGAGAUAAUAUCAAAGAAUCAAUUUUGUAUGAUUUUAUUAAAUUUAAAAUUUUUUUCUCAUAAAUUAUUUAAAACUGACAACUGUAAAAUAUUAAAUAUGAGCAAGAAGGAAUUUUUAAAUAAAACAGAAGAAUAUUUAAGAAUGUUUUACAACGAUAAUACAAAUAAUGAAAAAAUUUCAUAUGAUGAAAACUUCAAUUCAAAAGCAAAAUCCCAUAACAAAUCAUCGUAUGAUUUUACUUUUAAUAAAAAAAAGUUAAUUUUUUGUGAUACAGAAGAUGAUAAUGAGGAAGAAAUAAUAUCCAGAGAAUAUAAUUAUAUAGAUAUAAAUAAUUUAUAUGAAAAAAAUGUAAGUAUUAAAAAAAAAAAUACUUUAUAUGAAGCACAAAAUGUAUUAAAAGACAAAGAAAAAAAGGAAGUAAUAAAAAAGAAGAAUUUAUUAAAUGAAUUUGAAAUUAUUUUAAAAAAAUAUUCUUACUGUCAAAAUAAUGAACAAGAUAAAAUACAAAUUUCAAAUAAUGUGAAAGUGUAUGUAUUUCAUAUUAAAUAUAUUGAUUUAAAAAAAAGAAUUAUAUUUGAAUUUUUAGAGGAGCACGAUUACUUGAGAGAACUAGAUAAUUCAUCAAUAGAAAUAUUACCUUUUAUUAGUUUACGUUUAUUAUUCUUAAAUAAAUUAAAAUUUGAAAUACUUCUUAUGCCCUUUUAUGAAUGGGAAAAUAGCCAUGGAAGAUUAGAAAAAGUAAAAACAAUUUUUCAGAAAUUAUUAAAUAUUACAAAUAAUAGUGAUUUUUAUUUAAAUCAAAAAAAUAAAACGCACAUUUUUUCAUCUAUUGGGCAGUAUGAAUAA